Vicia faba (fava bean) is the source of this 375-nucleotide messenger RNA. The record is from the annotation of a GenBank genome assembly. NCBI's taxonomy places the organism in Eukaryota, Viridiplantae, Streptophyta, Magnoliopsida, Fabales, Fabaceae.
AUGAUGAAAAGGCCGAGACAAAAUCCUAGCGCCUACCCCGACGUUCGAUCCCAAGCAGAGUCACGUCGAGAUGGAUCACCGCUUAAGAAAAAAGUACAGUUACAUGCACUCCAAAAAAAUGGGGCGGAUAUAGGGGUCUUAUUCAAGAAUAGAGACAACCCUCUUGAAGGAUCUCACCCGAAUGGAUUUGCUCCCUUGAAACAACCAACGAAUUAUGGAAAUGUUUCUCCUGCUGCAGCGUAUUCUCAAAAGAAUCUGCAUUUUCCCAAGGGAAGCAUUGAUUAUGAAAGAACUCCAAUUCAUUUUGGAAAGUAUCAAGAGCCUUUGUUUUUCUAUCCAUCAUUUUUUACAAAUGCAUCACCGGACAAUCCAUAA